Messenger RNA from Cuscuta europaea, 2672 nucleotides. NCBI's taxonomy places the organism in Eukaryota, Viridiplantae, Streptophyta, Magnoliopsida, Solanales, Convolvulaceae. The record is from the annotation of a GenBank genome assembly.
GGCCUUUGCACGUAUAAUCUGGGACUCGGGAAGAUCCAGAGCUUCUUUUAGGGGGAUUCGGCUCAUUGGGGGGCUUCUGCCAGCUUCUUGUUACGAUUACUGUUCUUGUUCUUCUUCAUCAAUAAAAUUCCUUUGUUUCUUGUUAAUUUUUCUGUUAAUCGUUUGGAUUGCUGGAGAUCUCUGACAUUGGUAUCAGAGCCUCUUCCUUCCUGGAGCGAUGGAAGAAUUCUGGACACCAGAAAUGGAGGAACGACUGACAGAGAUAGAGAGAAAAAUCAAUAGAAAUCAGAAAGAAUUAAAUGCGAAAUUCAAAAAAUGGAAUGCGAAGUACGAGGAAGUGAAAGGGAUGAUGCAGGCUGGCUUUGCGGAGAUUAUAAACCAGAAGACAGAUCGAUCGAGGAAUCGAUCACAUCACUCUACUGCAUCGCCUCACACUUCGCACUAUCAUCAAUGACAUACGCGACCUUCGACUAACUCAGAGACAUCGGAUGAUCGAUCGAGGAACCCUGAAUAUCAUUCAUCGCAGUCGCUCGCCAAGUCGCAGACUGAGUCGCGAAGGAGGACUCCUAGUUCACGUCCAAGAGAGACGCGAUUGAGAGGAGAAUUGUCAUCUUCAUCGACAGUUGAGCACUUGAGCAUGGCUGUUCGCAGAGUUCGUCACAUAGCUUUUCGCGCCGUUCUUCUCAUCACAUAGCUCGUCACCACCGUUCCCAAGAUCGCAAACGGAGUCGCGCACUGUUUCUUCUAGUUCGCAGUCCCUAAAGGUUUCUCUCGGUUCGCAAACUUACUCGACUGCGAUCAAUUCAAGUCCAAAAAAGAUACGAUUGAGAGAAGAAUACCCAUAUCCAUCGCGAAUCGAUUAUCACUAUUCGAUUUCUGCGUCUGAAGUUACUCCUCUGAGUUCACAAGGUUCAUCUGGAAGAGAAGUUUUCAAUCCUCAGAUUUAUUCCCGAGCAUAUUCUUCAUCUCCUAAGGCGGAGAAGUUCACUGAAGGCAAAGAUGAAAGCGAGAAGAAUGCUUCAGUGACCGAUGGACCUGAAGCUGGUGAAAUUGAUCGAGUUUUCCAAUGCAAACCUGUCAAGAAUUUUCAGAAUCUCUUUAGGGAUCUCUUGACUGAUGCACUAACAAAAAUUGACAAGGUCAGGGGGGCUAUUAACAAUUGAUACGUAGUAUUAUUUUUGUAGAUGGAGAAGUAGGUCGUAAAAUGCAGUCUCAUAGGGUAAUUGAUAGUUCAGAGAACAAGAUUCUCUGGAAAAGAUAUGCGCAUUGGAACAAGGGUAACAUGGUUCACCAACUUACUAAUAGAAGAAGGAUGGAGAGAUACAUUAUGGAUGCUGACAAUCAGAGACAAGAAAUUAGGAGUGAAGAUGUGGUGUCAUUUCCGGGUGCCUUAGCAAAACAAAUGUGGAAGAAUGAUCCACAUAUUAAAGCAAUUGAAGGUUCAAUCUGCACUCACACCAUUGCUAAACCUAGGAAGGCAGUUAAGGACAGUUUGAUACUUUAUGCAAAUGGGGACUCCUCUAAGUAUAGGCAAAACCUAAGUACUUAACAAAAAAAGCAUUUUCCAUUGCAUUUUCAAAAGGUAAAACCCAACACCGAAAUAUAUAACUUUAGUUGGCCUUUUUCCUUUCCCUUGUUCCGGGUUCCAAUCAGAUGCUAAACAUCAGUUAAUGUGAAACAGAGGGAGUUUCCUUUCAUUGUUAUGUGCAAUCUCAUUUCUGUUUCUCGUUUGAAUAAUAGGUUCAAACAGAGCUUGAUGCUCUUCAAAGGUGUGCUAAUAAUAAAACCAGACAUCUAAACAAGGAACUUUCAAACAUCCAUGACUGCAGUUGUUCUACUCAAGAAGAAUGGACAAGCUUCGUUGAGGGAACAAAGGUUCAUCACAAAGAGGAUAGUACUAUAUUAGAAACCUGGAGAGGGGGCUUUGAAGAGAGCCUUAGAGGGUGUAUGAGAAUCUCCAAUGCAGUUGCAGAACAAUGGAGGAAGGCUCAAGAGUCACUUAUUAUACAACACACUACAAAUACCAACUCCAUAGACUCCAUUAUUAAGAGUGGAAUAGGAAAGCAUGAAAAGGUCAAUGCUCAACUUUCUGCUUGUGCUUCUACCAUACUUGAAGAAACUGAUCUUGCUAUGAAGAACGUUCUCUCUACCACGGAAUAUUUGCAAGAAAUGGAUAGUGGAGGGAUCCAAAAGAUCAAAACAUGCAUCGAUCCGUGUAUUGCUGAUAUGAAUGGAAUGGAAAUGACUCAUUCGCACAAAAUAUCUGAGAUUGCACUAAAUACAGAAAAGAUUUUGACAGAUGAUUACAAGGUGGAUGAGCAUUUGGAUUCAACUCCAAGAAGAAUAAAAUUCAAUCUGCCUAGCAAAGAAUUCAUAGAAAACCUGAGAACUCCCUCUUUUGAAGAGUUACUUCAGUCAUUCCAGGAUGGUACAAAACUGGAACUGGAGACGUAAAAAUCCUAAAUAUUCUAUAUUUAAUAAUAAUAUUGUUAAUGAUCCCAUUUAUAUACUUAACCCAAUUUGGCAUUUUAUAAACACGUGUUCAUUUAUAAAAAUUAGCAUUAUAACAGUUAUUUGUUUAUGCUUUUGAAAGAGUCCCUGUAUUACACAUCGGUAACAAUUUUAUGUGGUUCGACUUCGCCAAAUUUUCAAUGAAUCAUUUUUGUUCUUUG